ACAUGCAGGAUGAAAACACAGCAGAGCUCUCGGUGCAAGGGCACCUGCAAACAAGAAUACCGCUUUGUUAGCUGCUCUAGAAACUGACAGAACUCGUUUCAGUCUGCUGAUUAUUUACCAGGGCACGUCAGGAUAGUGUCUGUCCCGACUUCUGUGCAGCAAGGUGCUUACUCACGUCUGUGCUGUACUGAGCACACUGAAAACCUGUUUCUGCCUGGACAUAGCUUGUUGACACGCCCAAGCAAGGAGUAUUUAAAUAAGGAACUCCAAGACGUAUUUGAUAAUGCUGACAUAUCGAUCAUCGUUUUGCUAACUGAUUCCACCCUUGGGACAUUUUUGUCAUGGCAGCCUAUCUACUGGGCGUUUGUUUACUUUUAAUACAACCUCAAAUAGUGCCUUCCAGACCAACUGCAAAUGCAGAGACACCUAAAUCAUCAAUUUAUACAGAUGCCGAAAAUCAAAUUAAAAAACCCUCCUUUAAAAAUGAGUUGAAUGCUGUCCACCUUAAAACAACACGUCAGUAUUUACCGCAUACUAUUAUAAUUGGAGUUCGUAAAGGUGGAACAAGAGCUCUGCUAGAAAUGCUAAGUCUCCAUUCUGAUAUUUCUGCUGCUGAAAGUGAAAUUCAUUUCUUUGACUGGGAAGAUCAGUACGCAAAAGGACUACAGUGGUAUAUUGGUCAAAUGCCAUUGUCAUAUUCUCAUCAAUUAACUGUAGAGAAAACUCCAGCAUAUUUUACAUCUGCUAAAGUGCCUGAAAGAAUCUAUAAUAUGAAUAGUACAAUCAGACUCUUGCUUAUCUUAAGAGAUCCUAUUGAAAGGGUAUUAUCUGACUAUACCCAAGUUUAUUAUAAUCAUAAGCAGAAAAAUAAAACCUACCCUCCGGUGGAAGAUCUCCUUCUUAAAAAUGGGGAACUGAAUACUGACUACAAAGCAAUAAACCGAAGUUUAUAUUAUACUUUCAUGGAAAACUGGUUAAAUUAUUUCCCUAUUAAAAAUAUUCACAUUGUUGAUGGAGAUUGUUUGAUCAGGGAUCCCUUUCCUGAAAUACAAAAGGUUGAACGUUUCUUGAACUUAUCUCCUAAAAUCAAUGCAUCUAAUUUUUACUUCAAUAAAACAAAAGGAUUUUACUGCUUAAGGGACAGUGGUAGGGACCGUUGCUUACACGAGUCUAAAGGCAGGGCGCAUCCACAAAUAAGUUCUUUAUUACUGAAGAAACUACAGGAAUAUUUUUAUGAGCCAAAUAAAAAGUUCUUUGAACUUGUUGGAAAAACAUUUAACUGGCUUUAAGAACCAAUAACACUUCUCCCCCUGUAUAUUGAAGGAAUAUUAAGCUAUACAUGUUUUUCGUAAAGACUGAGCCUAUGUGCAAAGCAUUAGAUUACUAUUCACAUAUUCUUAUAUUUUUAUACUCGCUAAAUAUUGGAAAAAAAUGCUUUGUAUGAAUUUUUUACUAGUAGUAGAAUAUGUACAUAUUGAAAUUUACUUUAAUUAUUUCUCUUUUAGACUGGUAAUAUUUUUCUUGUCUACUAGAGAAAUAUUCUAGAAUUGGUAGAAAUGUUUUUGCGUAUACAGUAUACAUUAAGCAAAUAUGUCUUUAGCUAAAUAUGUUCUAUUUAUUUUUUGUGUGGUUUUUUUGUGUUUUUUUUCUU
This is a messenger RNA of Bombina bombina (fire-bellied toad), 1651 nucleotides long. RefSeq names its product heparan sulfate-glucosamine 3-sulfotransferase 1 (gene HS3ST1). Bases 342 to 1289 code for a protein of 315 amino acids. The record is from RefSeq and is a predicted model, not a curated record. The transcript has 2 exons. Gene Ontology annotation, molecular function: [heparan sulfate]-glucosamine 3-sulfotransferase activity. NCBI's taxonomy places the organism in Eukaryota, Metazoa, Chordata, Amphibia, Anura, Bombinatoridae.